This is a messenger RNA of Marasmius oreades (fairy-ring Marasmius), 1131 nucleotides long. RefSeq lists its product as uncharacterized. Gene Ontology annotation, molecular function: GTPase activator activity; metal ion binding. Gene Ontology annotation, biological process: endoplasmic reticulum to Golgi vesicle-mediated transport; endocytosis; intra-Golgi vesicle-mediated transport. Gene Ontology annotation, cellular component: Golgi apparatus. Lineage: Eukaryota; Fungi; Basidiomycota; Agaricomycetes; Agaricales; Marasmiaceae. The transcript has 5 exons. The coding region runs from base 1 to 1131 and encodes 376 amino acids. The record is from RefSeq and is a predicted model, not a curated record.
AUGUCAAGGCAGGACAAAGCAACGACUGAGAGACAUACAAAAACUCUCAGAGAACUUGUAAAACGUCCAGAAAACAAGCUAUGUGCUGACUGCAAGCGUAACGAUCCUAGAUGGGCGUCCUGGAAUUUGGGCGUAUUUCUUUGUAUAAGAUGUUCUGGAAUACAUCGCGGCAUGGGCACGCAUAUCAGUAAAGUCAAAUCCGUGGAUCUUGAUGCAUGGACGCCAGAGCAGAUGGAAUCUGUCCAGAAAUGGGGUAACCGUUUGGCUAAUCUAUACUGGGAAUCACAUCUGAAGGCGGGCCAUAUUCCCCCUGAUCACAAAAUGGAAUCUUUUAUUCGCUCAAAAUACGAGUCCAGACGUUGGGCUAUGGAGGGCCCACCUCCCGCUGAUCCUUCGGUUUUGGACGAUGAACAACCAACCCAAGUUGCAGGUGCUCCGAUUUCCCAAGCUUCCCCACCCCCGCCACCACCCGCCACCACUUCACGCCAAGCAGUGCCACCAACGACUAAUAGACAACCUCAAGGACACCAGUUACUCUCUACUGGCCUCGUGAACCAACAUCAUCCUCGUGCAACGUCUACUACUCCUCAAGCUGCACCUGCACCCUCUCAGCCGCCCGCGAAGGGACCAGAAAAUGACUUGUUCUCCCUUGAUUUCCAUUCACCACCCUCCGCAUCUCCUGUGAACAAUGGUUCCGCUUCUCAAGCUUCCAAGAAAGAUGCCAAACAGGAUAUUCUUUCUCUUUUCUCUGCACCAUCUACCCAGGCUGCACCUUCCAUGGGAAUGGCGCAGUUUGGCGGUGCUACAGCGCAGCCUUCACCUUGGGCUACCGCUCCCGCCCCCAACCAAACGAACGUACAAUCCACCAACAUGAUGGGCACAAGUGGGACUGGCAUGUGGGGCGCGAACUCAGGCUGGACUGGACCGAUAACACCAGCUCAGCACAAUGUGUGGGGAACUCCACCAUCACUUCCCGUAGCGCAACAACAGCCCAACUUGUUUGCUAGUAGCAAUGAUAUCUGGGGAGGAGGUAAUCAACAGCCCGAUCCUUUUGGUUCUUUUGGGACUGCCACGACGACUGCGCAGAAGAAAGAUGAUACCUUUGGGGAUAUAUGGGGAGGAUUCAAGUAG